Messenger RNA from Glarea lozoyensis ATCC 20868, 2049 nucleotides. RefSeq names its product Zn2/Cys6 DNA-binding protein. Gene Ontology annotation, cellular component: nucleus. NCBI's taxonomy places the organism in Eukaryota, Fungi, Ascomycota, Leotiomycetes, Helotiales, Helotiaceae. Gene Ontology annotation, molecular function: DNA binding; zinc ion binding; DNA-binding transcription factor activity, RNA polymerase II-specific. Gene Ontology annotation, biological process: DNA-templated transcription. The record is from RefSeq and is a predicted model, not a curated record. The coding region runs from base 1 to 2049 and encodes 682 amino acids. The transcript is spliced from 3 exons.
AUGCCUUCGCCCCAGCCGCCGAAGCGUAAAGAGAGACCCUGCGAUGCUUGUAGAAAGAGGAAGAGCAGAUGCGUCCUCGAAGACGAUUCUCCAAUAUGUGUAUUGUGUAGAUUUCACAACCAGGAAUGCACCUUUCUACACAAUCCGCAAUCCCGCAAGAGGAAAGCUCCUCCAGCGGAUGCGAUAAAUGACAAUCAUGCAAAUGAAGCCGAAAGCCAUCACUCACGAAGACGUCUUUCUAGUGCUUCAAAUAUCUCAAGAAAGUCGACCGUGGUGCAAAGUCGUAUGAUUAGAACGACGAACGGCACCGGUGUUGAGGAGUAUGCGGACCUCGAUGGGUCAAUGCCGAGUCUUCUCAAAAGGACCUUGGGCCUACAGAAUAACCAUCACAGUCAAUAUAUCGGAGCCACGAGAGGACUUGAACCUUCCCUACUCGGCCGACCUUCCGAUGUACAGAUACAGAUUCAACUUGCCGAGGGAACUUUGCGACGGAUGAGCUCCACAGAAGCUUUUGUCCUUCUUCCAGAUUCUGGGACCCAAGGAUAUGCAGAGGAGCUUUCAGAUCUUGAUUCCAUCGAGGAAAUCGUGUCACCUCAUGGUAGAGCCCUGGUUGAUCUCUACUUCCGCAUAGUCUUUCCUAGCUUCCCAAUUCUACACAAGGGAGUAUAUCUCGAAAAGUACAAUCGAUCCUUUCGCGAGUUCUCCCCGCCACUGCUAGCCGCUGUUUACCUUCUGGCGUCACAUUAUUGGACAUACGAUGAUGCGCUCAGCAAGCAGACGAAGCCAGACUUUAAAAGUCUCGAAAAGCUGGCAAGGAAGGCCCUAAGCGACACAAUACAUCGACCAAAACUUUCUACUGUCCAAGCAGGGCUUCUCCUCCUACAACACACCGAUACUGAUUCAGCAGAGCUUACCGCCCAGCUAGUCAGUGUCGCCUAUGGGCUCGGUCUUCAUCUCGAUGCAUCCGAGUGGGAAAUACCCGCAUGGGAGAAAGGCCUUCGAAAACGUCUGGGUUGGGGACUUUUCAUGCAGUCCUACUGGACCUCUCUUGGAAGCGGGAGACCACCAUUUAUACAUACUUCAAACUGGGGCCUACAGCCAGUCACUGAUAGCGACUUUCCUGAGAAUGCUUCCCACGAGGACGAUCAGGAAGGUAGCUCAGAAGUUGAAAAGGGCAGAAUUCUUUUCACCCACAUGAUCAGCUUAUCUGAGAUUCUUGCAGAGUUAUUGGAGACUGUCUUUGGCGUCAAGGCCAUGCGAGAGAUUUCCUCUGCGGGAGUCAACGAGUUGGCUUUAGUUCUUGAGAAGGUUAAGCCUGUUCAAAUUAAACUGAAAGAGUGGUUCUCUAGUCUCCCAGACUGCCUGUCAAUGGAGUCAACUCAUAUUUUGAAGCUCAACGCUGUCGGUUACUUAAGGCUUGCUUAUGUUGCGACUGAAAUUACUCUACAUCGGCGCAUCAUUCUUGCUCUCAGUCCUACCACUGAUCCUCGACUUCAACAAAUUUGUCGCUCGGUAGCGCAUGAGAGGUUCAUGUUUGCGAUCGAUUUUGUACAGUCUCUGAAACCUCAACACCUCUCAUCCUUCUGGUACUUUGCGUCGCCUCAGAACUUCGCACUAAUUGGAGUGUUUGGCACACUGUUACUAUCUACGGCACCAAAUACUGAGGAAGCUGAUUUCUACAGAUCGAAACUCAGAGAAUAUCGAUGGAUAUUGAAGAUCAACAGCGAAAAUGGUGCUCGAUAUAUGAAACCAGCUAUGGCUCUCCUCGAUGCAAACAUGGCGCUGCUGACUGCCGCGGAAACUCACAAUGGGACUAAUAAAUCUCACAUGGCCUCCAAGCAAGCAGUUCCAGCGGCAUCUUCUUCCUCGACUGCGCUCACAAAUAGCGGAUUUACACCUAUCGAUCGGUAUACUAUGGACGAACAAUACUACUCAUCUACCGGCGGAGUUGAUUUAUCGGUUUCUCCUGCAGUAUAUUCUCCAACAUCCGUGUCGCAGGCUCAGGACUAUGGAUAUGAAGUUGACGGCAGAAGCAUGUGGGCGUUUUGA